Messenger RNA from Erpetoichthys calabaricus (reedfish), 1569 nucleotides. RefSeq names its product flap structure-specific endonuclease 1 (gene fen1). Gene Ontology annotation, molecular function: RNA-DNA hybrid ribonuclease activity; manganese ion binding; magnesium ion binding. Lineage: Eukaryota; Metazoa; Chordata; Cladistia; Polypteriformes; Polypteridae. The transcript has 11 exons. The coding region runs from base 321 to 1466 and encodes 381 amino acids. Gene Ontology annotation, cellular component: nucleus. The record is from RefSeq and is a predicted model, not a curated record.
UCUUGCAUAAGCAGAACACUUUGGCAGAUUGAUUAAUUUAGUCUACCCGAGAAAUUUCGCGCCGAUUUUUUUGAGGCAUGGGUGAUAGCAAAACAAGCAUAUUUACUGUGCAACAACAUAUAGGGAAACGAACGCUUUAAAGUAACAAAAAAGUUACAUGCAUUUGAGUAUUUAUAACAGCAAUUUAGUAAAAAUAUCACACAAUAUAUUUAUUUCCAAAAAUUCAUAGGCUUCAGGGAAUAUUUAACACCGGUGCUGCGUAGGAAGGUAUUACAGGACACAGGCCAUUUUCAGUGCUGCUUUCGAGUGUCUUAUCUGCAAUGGGAAUCCACGGUUUGGCAAAGCUGAUCGCUGAUCAGGCUCCUGGUGCGAUUAAGGAAAAUGACAUUAAGAGUUACUUUGGUCGAAAAAUUGCUAUUGAUGCAUCAAUGAGCAUUUAUCAGUUUCUAAUUGCUGUUAGGCAGGAUGGUAAUGUGCUGCAGAAUGAAGACGGUGAAACAACCAGUCAUCUUAUGGGCAUGUUUUAUCGCACAAUCCGUAUGUUGGAGAAUGGCAUUAAACCUGUGUAUGUGUUUGAUGGCAAGCCACCACAGCUAAAGUCUGGAGAGCUGGAAAAGAGAAGCGAACGAAGAGCAGAGGCAGAGAAGCAACUGGCACAAGCCCAGGAAGCUGGAGAGGCAGAGAACAUUGAGAAAUUCAACAAACGUCUUGUGAAGGUUACCAAGCAGCACAAUGAUGAAUGCAAGAGGUUACUGACUCUUAUGGGUGUGCCUUAUGUAGAGGCCCCUUGUGAAGCGGAGGCAAGUUGUGCUGCACUAGUUAAAGCUGGAAAGGUCUAUGCUGCUGCCACUGAAGACAUGGAUGGCUUGACAUUUGGAAGCCCCAUUCUUAUGAGACACCUGACUGCUAGUGAAGCCAAGAAAUUACCGAUUCAGGAGUUCCAUUUUAGCCGAAUUAUACAAGAAAUGAAACUUACUCAGGAACAGUUUAUAGAUUUGUGUAUUCUACUUGGAUGUGAUUACUGUGAAACAAUAAGGGGCAUUGGGCCUAAGAGAGCAACAGACCUUGUCAAACAGCAUGGCUGCAUCGAGGAGAUCAUUGAAAACAUAGAUACCACAAAAUAUCCAGUCCCAGAAGGUUGGCUGUAUAAAGAAGCUCGACAGUUGUUUUUGUCCCCAGAAGUUGUGGAUAUUGAUUCAGUUGACUUAAAGUGGAAUGAGCCAGAUGAAGCUGGGCUGGUGGAAUUCAUGUGUGGAGAGAAACAAUUCAACGAGGAUCGGAUUCGGAAUGGCACUAAGAAAAUUAACAAGAGUCGCCAAGGAAGUACACAGGGCCGACUGGAUAAUUUCUUCAAGGUUACAGGAUCUCUGUCAUCGGUAAAACGGAAGGAACCCGAAACCAAGGGCUCUGCAAAGAAAAAGCAGAAGACUGGAGCAACACCUGGGAAAUUUAAAAAGGGCAAAUAAAUUUUUUUGUAAGGAGAAACUGCAUGUCUGCUGUGUAGUCAAGAGUUUUACUUUUUUAUUAUAAUGUAAAAAGUUUUGCAAUAAAUGUUUUUUGUUUAUUUUA